GUGCUUGUCCCCUGUGCCCAGAGGGUUGUCCAGGUCUCUGCAAUAACAAUGGACGAUGCACCUUGGAGGCCAGCGGAUGGCACUGCAUCUGCCAGUCGGGAUGGAGAGGGGCGGGGUGCCACGUUGCCAUGGAAACACUAUGUACCGACAGCAAGGACAACGAAGGAGAUGGCUUGGCUGACUGCAUGGAUCCAGACUGCUGUCUGCAGCCUUCCUGUCAGAAUCAGCUGUACUGCAAAGGGUCACCUGACCCAGGCGAGGUGCUCAGCCAGUCUCCAUCCUCAGUGCCUCCUCAACAGGCUGCCAGAUCUUUCUACCAGCGCAUUCACUUUCUAGUUGGGCCUGAAUCGACUCACAUAAUCAAUGGUGAAAAUCCUUUUAAUAAAAGCUUGGUGUCGAUAAUUCGAGGUCAGGUCCUGACAGCUGAUGGAACACCUCUGAUUGGAGUCAACGUGACAUUUGUUCACUAUCCUGAGCAUGGAUACACUAUAACACGCAAGGAUGGCAUGUUUGAUCUUCUGGCCCAAUGGGUGAUUCUGGUGGUGGAGUGA
Molecule: messenger RNA, 551 nt
Organism: Maylandia zebra (zebra mbuna)
Lineage: Eukaryota; Metazoa; Chordata; Actinopteri; Cichliformes; Cichlidae
Source: RefSeq, a predicted model, not a curated record